This is a messenger RNA of Prunus avium (sweet cherry), 1054 nucleotides long. The record is from RefSeq and is a predicted model, not a curated record. Lineage: Eukaryota; Viridiplantae; Streptophyta; Magnoliopsida; Rosales; Rosaceae.
UUUAUUAAUUGGGUUGCACUAUAUGAUCGUGCCAUUCUUUCUCUAUACACCAGAAAAACCGUCGCAUUCUAUCAUUUUAUUUUUGGCUUCUCUGCUGGAAAGUGGAAUUAACCUAGGUUGCAAAACUUUGGUUGCAGGUUAGUCUCCCAAAGGAAAACUAACUCCAGAUAAGCAUUAAAGCAAUUACAUCCUACACAAGUAAAGAAUCAUGUUCCUUCUCUUCCAAGGAUCAACUCGUGGGGAAUCAAAUGUAUGAAAGUUUCACAAACAUUAACCUAACGCUUUAGUUUCCCACAUAUUACUUUCUGCUCCAACAGCAAAGGCUGAUACCCCAUUCAACUCACUCUAGAAGAAAAGAACAUAUCCUCUUGUAACUUACAUGACAACCAAACACCCUUUGAUAUUCCCACUUUUGCUCCUUUCUUACUGCAUAAUUCACGUCUUUUCUCCCUUCUCCUUCUCAAUUAGUGCAACCAAAUUCAUUUAAACAAUCAGAAGUCAAUAUUUUAUGUUCAGUCUUAAAAAAUGUGCGAGACAAAGAAUUUCUACUUAUGGGUUCUACAAUUCUUCGGCCUCUUGGGUCUCCUAGCCCUCGUUCUAUGGUUGGCCUUACGUCCAGAAUCUCCUGAGUAUACCAUUGUGGAUAUCACCAUCCCAAAGUCCGAUAUAGACAAUGGGGGUCAAAAUGGCUCUAUCUUAUACGUCCUUGAAAUUAAAAAUUCCAACAAAGACUCUAGUAUUUACUAUGAUGACACCAUUUUGAGAUUGUAUUAUGGGUCAGAUACUGUUGGGGAGAAAACCAUACCUUCUUUUCGUCAAGGAAGAGGUAAAACCCGUGAAGUGACUGAUUCUGUGGAUGUCAACCCACGAGUUUGGAAAGCUAUUCGCAAUUCCAUAUCCAAUGCAACUGCAGAACUGAAGGUGGCAUUACUAACUCGGCUUCGAUAUAGAACAUGGGGAGUGAAGAGUAAGCAUCAUGGAUUACACUUGCAAGGUAAAUUAUUGGUUGGUUCAGAUGGUAAGAUUUUUGGUAAGAAGAAGAAAAUUAAGCUAC